Molecule: messenger RNA, 1611 nt
Organism: Pieris macdunnoughi
Lineage: Eukaryota; Metazoa; Arthropoda; Insecta; Lepidoptera; Pieridae
Source: the annotation of a GenBank genome assembly
AUGUAUUUAUAUAAAUGGAAUCAACUUUCUCGAUUGCAAAGGACUUUAGUGUUGGGCUUACUUAUACUAUUAGCUAUAUUUUGUUUUGUGUAUGGAUUGUCAUCAAUCAUAUCUAAUGAACAAAGUUUCACAGCAAAUGCCAUAAAUUCGUCAUUGCUCCUGAAAUUGAAGCAAUCUGCGACAUCUGAGAAAUUGAAGAAGGAAGUACUGUUAUUUGAGACUGAUUUUAACCAAAGGCCUAUAUUCACAGGACCGUCGAAUGCAAAACAAUACGCCGUCGUACAAAGCUUCAAACAUGCUUGGAAAGGAUACAAGGUGCACGCUUGGGGCCAUGAUAAUUUAAAACCUGUGUCGGGCACUUCGUCCGAUUGGUUUUCUUUAGGACUAACUAUAGUCGAUGGUCUUGACACAGCAUUUAUUAUGGGACUUACUGAAGAGUUUGAAGAGGGUCGUGAAUGGAUAAAAAAUGAACUGGAAUUCACAAAAAAUAAAGAUGUUAAUUUCUUCGAAGUUACGAUACGGGUGUUGGGCGCUCUGUUAACAAACUAUCAUUUCUCUGGCGAUGAUAUGUUCCUUGAAAAAGCUAAAGAUCUUGGCGAGCGUCUUAUGGCGGCGUUCUCAUCGCCAUCUGGCAUUCCUUACUCGGACGUGAAUCUAGGAGCACGUACGGCCCAUGUCCCAGAAUGGUCUCACUACAGUUCAACAUCUGAGAUCAGCACUGUUCAACUGGAAUUUCGGGAACUUUCAAGGGCAUCUGAUAACCCUGCUUUUGAGGACGCAGCUGCGGCAGUGUCCGAGAAACUUCACCAAUUGCCGAAGAAACAUGGUCUGGUACCAAUAUUCAUCAAUCCCAAUACGGGUCAAUUUCUACCGCACGCAACGAUCACGCUCGGCGCACGCGGUGACAGUUAUUAUGAAUACUUGCUCAAACAAUGGAUACAGACCGGAAAGACAAUGAAUUAUUUGCGAGACGAUUAUUUGACUGCGAUAGAAGGUGUGCGUGAGUUCCUUGCACGUAGGUCUGUGCCAAAUAAAAGACUGUUUAUUGGCGAAUUAACAACGGGAUCAGAGGCGUUUUAUCCGAAAAUGGACCAUUUGACCUGUUUCCUGCCUGGUACAUUGGCACUAGGCCAUGCUAAUGGUCUACCGGAUUGGCACUUGGAAAUGGCAGAAGAACUAAUACACACAUGUUACUUGACCUACGCAGCUCAUCCGACCUUCAUGGCACCAGAAAUUACGCAUUUUAAUAUUGGUAGCAGUAGUACCGAAGAUAUGUUCACAAAGUUGUCGGAUGCACACAGCCUUUUGCGGCCCGAAUUUGUCGAGAGUUUGUAUGUGAUGUACCAAUUAACUGGCAACACUACGUACCAGGAUUGGGGCUGGCAAGUUUAUAUGGGUAUUGAAAAGUACGCGCGGGUCCCUCGUGGUUACACAUCUCUAACCAACGUGAAGACCGAGAAACCUUCACCUAAAGACAUGAUGGAGUCGUUCUUCCUAUCGGAGACAUUGAAGUACCUCUACCUUCUUUUCAGCGAUGAUAGAUACAUGAUCGAUCUUAGCAAAUAUGUAUUCAACAGUGAGGCACACCCGCUACCGAUACAUAAUAACUAA